AUGGAAGGCGUGGUACACAGAACAGUGGAAGUGAAUGGCAUAAAAAUGCAUGUAGCAGAGAAAGGAGAGGGUCCCGUGGUUUUGUUCCUCCAUGGCUUCCCUGAACUCUGGUACUCCUGGCGCCACCAGAUUCUGGCUCUUGCUUCCCGAGGAUACCACGCUGUUGCUCCAGAUCUACGUGGCUUCGGUGACACGGAGGCACCACCUUCAAUCAGCAGCUACAACUGCUUGCACAUAGUGGGUGAUCUCGUUGCCCUCAUCGACUCUCUGGGUGUCCAACAAGUCUUCCUUGUGGCUCAUGACUGGGGUGCCCUCAUAGGUUGGUACCUCUGCAUGUUUCGCCCUGACAGAGUGAAGGCCUAUGUCUGCCUCUCUGUCCCUUUCCUCCGCAGAAACCCCGACAUCAAAACGGUAGAUGGCAUGCGUGCUGUGUAUGGAGAUGACUACUACAUCUGCAGAUUUCAGAAACCAGGCGCAAUGGAGGCUCAGAUGGCUGAUGUUGGAACUGAGUAUGUGCUCAAAAACAUUCUCACAACUCGCAAACCUGGUCCCCCAAUCCUUCCCCCUGGAGAGUUUGGAACUGGAUUCAAUCCAGACAUGACCGACACUUUACCCUCUUGGCUCACAGAAGAAGAUCUUGCCUAUUAUGUCUCCAAAUUUGAGAAAACAGGUUUCACUGGAGCCUUGAACUACUACAGGAAUUUGAACUCAAAUUGGGAGCUGACGUCACCAUGGAGUGGAGUGCAAAUCAAGGUGCCAAUAAAAUUCAUCACAGGUGAGUUGGACAUGGUAUACACCUCACUAAACACGAAGGAUUAUAUCCACGGUGGAGGUUUCAAGGAAGAUGUGCCAAAUUUAGAAGAAGUAAUUGUGCAGAAAGGAGUUGCUCACUUCAACAAUCAAGAAGCAGCCGAGGAAAUCAGUAAUUACAUAUACGAGUUUAUCAAGAACCACAUGCUCUAUUCCAUCCAGAAUGUUGUAACCCCAGAGUUGGAAGCUGAGACUAUAUUGCCUCCUUGUGCUAGCAUAGCUAGCAGAAGGGCUACCAGGUAUGCUUCAAUGUUAGAGGUAGAGAAGAAUAACAGUGCGAUUCUCCCUUGGCAGGGUGCUACAUGUAUUCUUGCAUGA
Molecule: messenger RNA, 1128 nt
Organism: Sphenostylis stenocarpa
Lineage: Eukaryota; Viridiplantae; Streptophyta; Magnoliopsida; Fabales; Fabaceae
Source: the annotation of a GenBank genome assembly